This is a messenger RNA of Ochotona princeps (American pika), 2163 nucleotides long. RefSeq names its product AAR2 splicing factor (gene AAR2). Lineage: Eukaryota; Metazoa; Chordata; Mammalia; Lagomorpha; Ochotonidae. Gene Ontology annotation, biological process: spliceosomal tri-snRNP complex assembly. The record is from RefSeq and is a predicted model, not a curated record. The coding region runs from base 71 to 1225 and encodes 384 amino acids. The transcript has 3 exons.
UUUCUUUCUUUUUCAGCGCUCUGGAAGACACAAAAAAAAUUUUCUCCUUUUGCUCACCUCCCUCGGCCCCAUGGCUGCCAUGCAGAUGGAUCCUGAGUUGGCCAAGAGCCUGUUCUUUGAAGGGGCCACGGUGGUUAUCCUGAACAUGCCCAAGGGGACAGAGUUUGGCAUCGAUUACAACUCCUGGGAAGUGGGGCCCAAGUUCCGGGGCGUGAAGAUGAUCCCGCCAGGCGUCCACUUCCUGCACUACAGCUCUGUGGACAAGUCUAAUCCGCGGGAGGCAGGCCCCCGGAUGGGCUUCUUCCUCAGCCUACAGCCACGGGAGCUUACUGUGCUGCGCUGGAAUACCCUCCGGGAAGAGGUGGACUUGUCUCCAGCCCCCGAGGCCGAGGUGGAGGCCAUGAGGGCUAGUCUGCAGGAGCUAGACCCGUUCCUGGGCCCUUACCCCUAUGCCACUCUGAAGAAGUGGAUCUCCCUCACCAACUUCAUCAGUGAGGCCACCGUGGAGAAGCUGCAGCCUGAGAGCAGGCAGAUCUGCGCCUUCUCAGAUGUGCUGCCGGUGCUUGCCAUGAAGCACACCGAGGACCGGGCCCGGCAGAACCUGCCCCAUUGUGGCACUGAGUGCAGAAGCUACCAGGAGGGCCUGGCCCGGCUGCCCGAGAUGAAGCCCAGAGCUGGCACUGAGAUCCGCUUCUCUGAGCUACCCACACAGAUGUUCCCAAAGGGCGCCACACCAGCAGAAAUCACCAGGCAUAGCAUGGAUCUGAGCUACGCCCUGGAGACUGUGCUCAGCCGGCACUUCCCCAGCAGCCCCCAGGAUGUGCUCGGUGAACUGCAAUUCGCCUUUGUGUGCUUCCUGCUGGGGAGUGUGUAUGAGGCCUUCGAGCACUGGAAGCGGCUGCUGAACCUGCUGUGCCGGUCCGAGGCCGCCAUGCUGAAGCACCACACCCUGUACACCAGCCUCAUCUCUAUCCUCUACCACCAGCUUGGCGAGAUCCCUGCCGACUUCUUCGUGGACAUUGUCUCCCAGGACAACUUCCUCACCAGCACUUUACAGGUUUUCUUUUCCUCGGCCUGCAGCACUGCCGUGGAUGCCACCCUGAGAAAGAAGGCGGAGAAGUUCCAGGCCCACCUGACCAAGAAGUUCCGAUGGGACUUCACAGCAGAGCCCGAGGACUGCGCUCCGGUGGUAGUGGAGCUCCCAGAGGGCGCCUGCAUUGGCUAAUCCUGGGGUGCUUGCUCCUAGGCAUGCCCCUCCCCCAGGAACCUCUGUUCGGUGCUCCUGCUGGGCCCUGCAGAUGGGCUGGAAUUCCCUCCGGCACAAUAAAUAAGUUCCUUCCUUGCCAAGGCAUCUGUCUCUGGCCCCAGGGAGCAUUUGUGGACUCCCUGGUGACUUGGCUGUGGUGCUAACCUGGGUGCCCUUCCGACGGACUCUUAUGGGGGCUGCUGAGAGAGAUCUGCCUAGCAACAGCCUUGCUCCCAAGAUGGCCGAGAACCAGCCGCAUGUUCCAGAGGGAACCCCAGGCUGCCUGGGGCUCCAAGAUGUCACCUGGUGGCUUUUUUUGACAUCACAUGGGGAGAUGAGCUGGAGUCCACCUGCUCCUUGUUGAGGGGAGCACAUGAUAGAAAAUGUGGGGACUCUCGGGAAUCCUCGACAGGGACGGGUAGAUGGGGAAGAUCAGGUAGACAGGGGUUGUGUCUGACUGUUGGUGGCCGGCUCGCUCGCUCUUCCUGCAAAUCCCUUUCUCCUGUCCACAGGUCCCAGUGUGUCAUCUCCCCAGCUUGGUGUGGCCCCUGCCUGGAACCAUCACCUCCUGCCUGGCUCACUCUUAGGCCACGGACCCAAAGUAGAGCUGGGUAGCCCACUCCAAUGUCCCAAAGCCUCCGUGACUGCUGCUGUUGGCCCCAAGGCCAGACAGCAGGCAGGAGGGUUCCACCCUGAGCAGAACUUGUAUGCCCUGCUGCAGUUCUCUGAUCUUCCAAGAAGCCCGUGGCCAUGCCUACCCUGCUUCUGGGCAGGCACUUGGGGCACUGUGGCUUCCCUUGGGGCCCAUGACAGGUUCUGAAUGAGAACCCCUUCUCGAGAUUGCUGGUUAUCCUUGUUUCCUUGGAGAGGUUUUUUCAAAAGCAUACCUACAUUAAAGUCUUCCUGUUGACACCAGA